CUGUGAAGAAACCAAGCGAGAGGCUUCAUGGCCGAGUAAGUGACACUGCAUUAAAACGUUCGUCAUUACCCCUUAAUCUCUGAAUUUCUCUAAUUUACAACCGUAUCUCAAAGUUGUUUUUGUUGAUCAGCUCCUAUUCGAAUGGGCGAGUUCUCAGUGAUGGAAGCUGAAGGAGUAACCCCGGCUUACAUGGAGCUGGCGCAGGUAAAAUUUGCCCUCCAGCUCUCUGAAUAUCAAAAAGACCAGGCGUUGAAGGACAAACUGCUCAAUGGUAUAAAACAAGGCAACAUGGCGCCUUAUUACAAAGAAGUAACGAAAGACCUCCAUUGGCCAUUUGACAACAAACUGUACAACGAAAUGGCAGCAGCUAACACUCUCAGGUUGGCAGAACUUGAGAAAGAACAUGAAAAUUCUGUAAUCGACGAUGAAGAUCAAGUUUCUGGACUGUGGCAGGCUAAACUCGACUAUCUUUGCUCGAUAGGAGACAAAGAGGGUGCGACAGCUUUGGCCAAUGGAAAACUCAAUGACAAAACAGUCCCAAAAACGCACCGAAUAGAUGCUGUUUUCGCCCUGUUUAGAUUAUCAUAUUUUCAUGGAUGUGAUAUUAAAGGCAUGUCAUCUGCGAUUGAAAAAGCAACAGAACUUAUUGAAGGACAGGGAGACUGGAGUUCAAGAAACAAGUUGAAAGCUUAUGAGGGUGUUUGGAGUUUUUCAAUAAGAGAUUAUACCAGAGCUGCUCGGCUUUUUGUAGAUGUUGUACCCACAUUCGAAUCAUACGAGCUAGCUGAUUUUGGAACGAUAAUCCGUUACACAGUACUCUCUUGUAUGAUCGCCCUGCCAAGAUGCGAGCUCAAGAAUAAAUUAAUGCAUGCCGGAGUCACUGCACAGGCCCUUCAUUCACAAUAUACACACUUGAAAGAAUAUUUCUUAUCUCUAUAUGAUGGAAGAUACGCUGAUUUUCUUGUUUCACUUGCUGAAAUCGAGUCUUGGAUGAAGAGGGACCCGCUUCUCCAUCCGCAUUACAGGCACUAUGUACAAGAAAUGAGGCUUAGGGCAUACAAACAGAUCCUUCAGGCCUAUAGAUCCCUCUCUCUCGACUACAUGGCUCAGUCAUUCGGUGUAACACCAGAAUUCAUUGAGAAAGAAGUAGCAAAAUUUGCAGCUUCUGGUAGGCUGCAGUGUAAAAUCGAUUCUGUGGCACGGACUGUCGUGACUAGCGUUCACCUGAGUGAUGAAGCAAUGAGAGUAAAAGAUGUCUCAGAUCUUGACAUGGACAGAAGUAUGCUUUACAAAACUACUGUUAAAAGAGGGGAUAUUCUGUUGAACAGGUUGAAGAAAUUAGCACGUGUGAUGGAUUUCUAAUUAUUUAGCUUAUAAUAAUUUUUUUUUAAAAUAACAUUUCGUUUAUAUCUCAUUUUUUUCGCUUUA
Messenger RNA from Cimex lectularius (bed bug), 1428 nucleotides. RefSeq names its product 26S proteasome non-ATPase regulatory subunit 6 (gene Rpn7). Gene Ontology annotation, cellular component: proteasome regulatory particle. Gene Ontology annotation, biological process: proteasome-mediated ubiquitin-dependent protein catabolic process. Lineage: Eukaryota; Metazoa; Arthropoda; Insecta; Hemiptera; Cimicidae. The coding region runs from base 142 to 1362 and encodes 406 amino acids. The record is from RefSeq and is a predicted model, not a curated record. The transcript has 5 exons.